Molecule: messenger RNA, 969 nt
Organism: Fulvia fulva
Lineage: Eukaryota; Fungi; Ascomycota; Dothideomycetes; Mycosphaerellales; Mycosphaerellaceae
Exons: 3
Coding region: 1-969 (322 amino acids)
Source: RefSeq, a predicted model, not a curated record
AUGGCACCACUCAUCAUCUCUUCGGCCAGGGGACAGUCCCGAGCACCCAAACCACGCCCUCCGCGCCUGCUGGUACCGGACGAUGUUGAGACGAUCACCUUCCUGUGCCCAUGCGCAAGGUCGCAGUGUCGGGACAUACUUGCCAAUCUCUGGAUCACAUACCACUCAAGUCCUCCUGCAAGCCUGCAGAAGCAAGCAACGAAGAAGGAGAUCUUCGUCUUGACUAGAAGAUUAUGCACGAAUGUGGUGCCUGAAGGAAUCGACAAUCACAAGGGCACAUCCUGGGAACCGUGUCAAGCGGAUGCAACUGGUCUAAUCACCCGCGACAUCGCCCAGAUCAGUAUUGGCGAGACAUUCCUCAUAGCUGCACAAGCCAUCUACCUCGCUCAUCACCGCCAGCUCAAAGCACCGUGCAGAUGCCGCCGCUGUCGUGGCCUGGACAGACGCCCACUUCUAAAGCUGCCCGCAGAACUUCGCAACAAAAUCUACCGCCUCGUCCUCGUGUUCGAAAAGCCAAUUAGUGUUCGCUCUUCCUGGCGGCAACCCCACCUGCUUCGAGUGAACAAGCAGAUCCGCGAAGAGGCAUCCUCCAUCUACUAUAUCGAAAACACAUUCAGCAUAACCCUGUCCGACUUCAAUUGCGUACCGUACCGAAGAUUCAUCCUGCGGACUGACAUUAACCGAUUCUACGAGAAGCUUCCAGCUGUACCACAAUACGAAAUGUGGACAACAGCCAUGAGUUGGGGCAAUUUGGAGUGGUGGCUCUUCCUGUAUUACCGAGGACAGAUGCCUGCCAUAGCAUCGACAGCUGGAUAUCAUCAUUUGAGGAUGAAGGUUGUCCCGCGUGCCUUCAAGAUAGUGAGUCAGCUCAGGGCGGAAGGGAUGAUACGGGGCCGUAUUCACCCGGUUUUGCUAGAGUUUAAGGAAGCCGUCGAGGAACAGGCUAAUGGUGCUUGGGUGUGGGUGUGA